AUGGCACCCUACAUGGUCUCCUGUCCCGCUGAGCUCGAGCUGCAAAUCGGCAUCUGCCUCGACACGGUCGCUCGUGACGGAGCGGUAUUGCCUUGCAACGCAGACGACUGGUGGUGCAACUGCAACAAUUGGCAAGGUGUGAUCGCGUGCUAUCAGCCGUGUCCCGACAUGCAGGAUCAGCUCGAUGUCGAGUGGAAUCAGCAAAAUUGCCAGGGUCAGCACGGCUUCGCCAACCUCUUCGGAGGUAACUCGUCAGGCACGUAUCUCGGCUCCAACAUUGUAACAACAGGAUCCAACGGCGCCACAAGAGCGUACUAUAGCGCGAUGCCAGUGAGCAGCUCAGCCACGGCAAGCGCCUGGACGUGGACACCGACUGCAACCGGCUCGAGCCAACAGCGCUCCUCGUCUUCGGCGGCGCGGCACUUUUCUAUUCCGGCAGGCCUUCUUGCAUCCUCGCUCGCUCUCGCUGCAGCUUCCGGCUUGCUCAUCCUCUGA
Molecule: messenger RNA, 495 nt
Organism: Pseudozyma hubeiensis SY62
Lineage: Eukaryota; Fungi; Basidiomycota; Ustilaginomycetes; Ustilaginales; Ustilaginaceae
Exons: 1
Coding region: 1-495 (164 amino acids)
Source: RefSeq, a predicted model, not a curated record